Molecule: messenger RNA, 1074 nt
Organism: Dovyalis caffra
Lineage: Eukaryota; Viridiplantae; Streptophyta; Magnoliopsida; Malpighiales; Salicaceae
Source: the annotation of a GenBank genome assembly
AUGGCAUUUGGCAACGAUAAUGUUUGCAAUGAGAGGAAGAAGAAGUUUGCCAUUAUUGGCGUGUCAUCUUUAGUCCUGGUAGCCAUGGUCGUUGCUGUGGCUGUUGGAAUCGGUGGCAGCCAUCGAGAGUCGAAGCCUGAAAGCUCUCAUGAGGGCCAGAUAUCCACAACAUCCAAAUCAAUCAAAGCCAUUUGCCAACCCACAGAUUAUAGAGAAACCUGUGAAGAAAGCCUCUCAAAAGCUGCAGGAAACACAACUGAUCCUUCAAAGCUUGUCCAGGCUGGUUUCAAGGUUGCAAUCGAAGCUCUCCAAAAUGCCGUCAAUAACUCCGCCACAUUGAAAGAAUUGGCCAAAGAUCCAAUGGCUAGACAGGCUCUUGAUAAUUGCCGUGAAUUGAUGGACGAUGCUAUUGCUGAACUCGAGCAUUCUUUUGAUGAGAUAGAGUCAUUCCAGGUUAGCAAGUUCGAGGAGUAUGUAAAUAACCUUAAAGUCUGGCUUAGCGCUGCCAUCACGUAUCAGCAGACUUGUUUGGAUGGGUUUGAGAACACAACAGGUCCAGCUGGGGACAAAAUGAAGGAGUUUUUGAUGGCUUCUAAUCAGCUCACCAGCAAUGGCCUAGCCAUGGUCGAUGGCAUCACUUCCAUCCUUAAGGAUUUGCAAAUUCCUGGACUGACGAGCCGCAGGCUCCUAGAAGCUGAUGAUAAAUUUCCUUCAUGGGUCACUGCUGGAAAAAGGAAACUCCUCCAAGAGACUCCGGCAACAAUUAAGCCUGAAGCAAUUGUGGCUCAGGAUGGAAGUGGCCAAUAUAAAACAAUUGCUGAGGCAGUCAAGAAUAUUCCUAAGAAAAAAAAUGAAACCUUCGUGCUAUACAUCAAGGAAGGAGUUUAUAAAGAGCAAGUGAUCCUCUCAAGGAGCCAUACCCACGUUCUGAUGAUUGGUGAUGGCCCUACAAAGACCAAGAUCACGGGAAAUCUCAACUAUGCCAAUGGAGUCCAAACAUUCAAAACCGCAACAGUUUGUAAGUACUAUUCUUGCCUUGAGAACUGUUAUGGGGAGGAAACCAAUACUAAGUAA